Molecule: messenger RNA, 498 nt
Organism: Lentinula edodes (shiitake mushroom)
Lineage: Eukaryota; Fungi; Basidiomycota; Agaricomycetes; Agaricales; Omphalotaceae
Exons: 2
Cellular component (GO): membrane
Molecular function (GO): oxidoreductase activity
Source: RefSeq, a predicted model, not a curated record
GCUGCAACUAAGGGGAACUAUCUUGGGCCUUUGAUUGUAGCUGUUUCUCCUAUUCCCAUCCUCAAACGAACAUCCAAAUCACCUUCCGUACUGCUCAUUUCAUCUCUGGGCGCUGUAAUUCCAGCCCCUGCGCGCACCUUGUACGGAUCAACUAAGAGUGCAUCUCUCCUGCUCUAUCAGGCACUGGCAAUUGAACACCCCUCUAUAUGUUUCUCGCUUGUGUUGCCGAGCACUGUAGCGGGGGAUUUCCGUGCCUCUUCCGUGGAUCAGUCGAACAGCCAGCCCGCACAGGUUACCGUUGGAACAACUUCAAAUCCCAAUAGCACAUCCGGACUCAAAUCCUAUUAUGUCGCUAAGCAGUGUAUACAAGCAGUGGAUCAUUCGGAGAAGGUCGUUUUCAUACUUCGUACGAUGAGAAUAGGGCACUUACUCUACUGGAUUUGGCCUGGGUUGAUUGUGAAUAAGGCAAGGAAGAAAUAUGGUUUUACUCCAAAAUAA